AUGGCAACUAGUAGUAAAAAUUCACCUGGUCAUGAAUCAGUUGUUAUAGACAAUGAUGAAGGAAUAAAUACUGAGAGUAAUCGAACGACUACUCAUAUCAAAAGUAAAGUUGUUAUUUCGAAGAAUAAUGAAUGUGUUCUUAUUGAAAAAGGUGUUAAAGGUAGUUUUGUUACCGUUAAUCGAUUUAAACACUUUGGUUUUAUCAAGCGGUAAUUAUGAUCCUUUUUUUUGGUAUUUAAUUUCAUUUGUUUUCCAGUAAAGAUAAAACUGAAUGGUCUGGUAUUUUCGCACGAGAAGCUUCAAUAAUUGAUCAGGUUCGUCCAAAGAAAUUUUUUGUGGCUGACACCUGCAGAUUUGAUAUUAUGAAAAGUGAGUUAUUUAACUCUAGUCAUAAUAUAAAUAAAUAAUAUCUCCUUGUCCUACAGCUCCUCGUGGUUAUGAAGCUAUCAACAUUAAUAUUAUCGAGAGAAAUAUCAAUUUCAUUCGUAAGUUACCUAAAAUUCCGAAGAAAUAAAACGACAUAUUAAUGAAGUUAUAACUAUUUCAAAAGGAUUUUGUGAAAAUAUAAUUGUCGUUGGUGAUUUUAAUAUAAAUUUGAAGAUCAAAAUCAAUAACAAAUUUAUUGAAUAUAUGGAAUCAUUCGGACUUAGUUUGAAUAAUAUACUAAAUAGAGAUUCAACUAAUGCAAAAACGCAGAUUGACUACUGCUUCACUAAUGUGUAAGACUUAAAAUCUGAUUAUUUUGAAAGCCUUACAAGUUUUCAUAAACCAAUAUGGAUAAGAAAACAUAAAGUUUUAACUAAGUUUCAUUUUGAUGAAACCGAAGAUAUUCAUACAAAUGUACCUUUUAAUAUCGAAGAUAUUAUAACUGAUGAUCAAUCUGACACGAUGGAAGUCGAUGAGAAAUUUGUUUUUGAAUGAGUGAUGAAAUA
Messenger RNA from Rotaria sp. Silwood2, 932 nucleotides. NCBI's taxonomy places the organism in Eukaryota, Metazoa, Rotifera, Eurotatoria, Philodinida, Philodinidae. The record is from the annotation of a GenBank genome assembly.